This is a messenger RNA of Chenopodium quinoa (quinoa), 2868 nucleotides long. Its product is annotated as probable anion transporter 5. The record is from RefSeq and is a predicted model, not a curated record. Gene Ontology annotation, molecular function: transmembrane transporter activity. Gene Ontology annotation, biological process: transmembrane transport. NCBI's taxonomy places the organism in Eukaryota, Viridiplantae, Streptophyta, Magnoliopsida, Caryophyllales, Amaranthaceae. The coding region runs from base 719 to 2047 and encodes 442 amino acids. The transcript is spliced from 2 exons.
UAAUUUCAGAUAAGUUCAGAUAAAUUUAAAUAAGUUCAGGUAAGUGAAAAUCAAGUGAAUAAAACACACCUAAAUUCCAAUAAAUAAUAAUCAGAUAAAUAGAACGCAUCACUGUAAUCAGAUAAAUAGAACUAUUAAGAAUUUUAACAUAGAAAACGCUAUGCAACUCCCAACCAAAAAAAAAAAAAAAAAAAAAAAAAUCCGCAAAACCGCUUUGUGAUUGACGUUUUUCAGUUUUCAGACACUGAAGAUCCAAUCCCCUUUUCUUCUUAAGCACUUUCACCCUCCUCAGAAAGACGACCUUGUCAAAUUCGUUGACUCUUAACCCCUUUUGUUUUGUAAUUUUUUCUCUCUCAUCUAAUUCUUUUACCAUCUUAUCACUUUUGUGUUUCUUAGUCCCAUUUUGAUCCAUCUCACAUUGUCAUUUUGGGGUUUCAUCACUUCAAUGUAAUUCUUUCAUGGGGUAAGUUAACUUCACAAUGGGUUGAUAUUUGGUGCAUAAGAAGCAAAUGGGUUGAACUUUUUUUAGGCUGUAAAAUGCAUAGGCUUUCUUUGGAUGUGGGGGUCACUGGUUAUUAUCGUUGAGAGAGAUCUGGAUACGUCGAAUGUAAGCGUGAGUUAUUUCAAUCACAAUAAGUCUGGGUAGUAGUUGCAAGUUUGGUUUGGAAGGUAACAAGACUUGGCAAGUAAUUUUAGAUUUUUCAUAGUUGUGUGAAUUAUGCAAGAAAAUAAGUUUCCAAAGCGGUAUUUGAUUGUGCUUUUGACAUUCAUAUGUACGUCUGUCUGCUACAUUGAGCGGGUGGGCUUCUCAAUUGCUUAUACAAUUGCUGCUGAUGCUGCUGGUGUUAAUCAAUCAAGUAAAGGCACAAUACUUUCCACUUUCUACUAUGGUUAUGCCUUAUCACAAGUGCCAGGAGGGUGGGCAGCCCAGAAAAUUGGUGGCAGACGUGUGCUGCUGCUUUCAUUUGUGUUAUGGUCACUGACCUGUGCUUUAGUCCCGCUGGAUCCCAACCGGGUUUUCAUGUUGGUUGUUGCACGCCUUCUUGUUGGUGUAGCUCAAGGAUUUAUCUUUCCCUCGAUUCACACGGUUUUGGCACAGUGGGUUCCUCCUCAUGAAAGAUCUAGAUCUGUUUCUCUUACCACAUCUGGGAUGUACCUAGGUGCUGCUGCAGGAAUGCUUCUGCUUCCAAGCCUGGUGAAGUUUAAGGGUCCUCAAUCUGUCUUUGUAGCUGAAGCAGCACUAGGAGCCAUUUGGUCUGUGUUGUGGUUUAAAUAUGCAUCUGACCCUCCUCGAUCUGAGCAUCCCAAAGCUGCUGCUGCUGGUUUUGGGGAAAAUUUAUUACCUGUUAAAGGUAAUCAUAAGUUUAAAGUGGAGAAUGGAGGUAGCUCAGCUAAAAAUUUAAACAUACCUUGGAAGAGAAUUUUUGUCAGCUUACCAGUCUGGGCUAUUGUGGUCAACAACUUUACUUUUCAUUAUGCCUUGUAUGUACUUAUGAAUUGGCUACCAACAUAUUUUGAGCAAGGCCUACAGCUUAGUCUCCAAGAUAUGGGUUCUUCUAAAAUGAUGCCGUACCUCAACAUGUUUUUAUUCUCAAAUAUUGGCGGGGUGGUGGCUGAUCAUCUUAUCACCAGGAAGCUUAUGUCUAUAACUAAGACUAGGAAGUUCUUGAAUACCCUAGGAUUUAUCGUGGCUUCUCUGGCACUGAUGGCACUGCCCGUAUUUAGAACUGCUGGCGGGGCUGUGUUCUGUUCUUCUGUGGCACUCGGCUUCUUGGCUCUUGGAAGAGCUGGGUUUGCCGUGAAUCACAUGGAUAUAGCUCCAAGAUAUGCUGGAAUUGUUAUGGGAGUUUCUAACACAGCAGGUACACUAGCUGGUAUUGUUGGUGUUGAGCUUACAGGCCAGCUUCUUGAAGCAGCUAAAGGUGCUGAUUAUGAUAUCUCUAGCCCAGAAAGCUGGAGAUUGGUAUUUGUUAUUCCUGGUUUUCUGUGUAUUUUAAGUUCAGUGGUGUUCGUGAUUUUUUCAACUGGGGAAAGAAUUUUCGACUGAGUGAGGCUUCCUACAGUUGAUGAAUAGGUGCCCAUUCAUACCCUAUGUCACUAAAUUUUUUCAACAUUUAUUGGGUAUAAAACCUUGAUAUCUUUCAUCAUUGCAUUGUUAUGCUAACAAUUUUGAAAUUCUGGAUUUAGUCAAGCGACCUUUUGAUCUGUAGCUCCUCCAGAAUGUAUCCAAAGUGCUAUAUGUGUGCUUUGGUGGAAAAUUACUUUUUAGUUGGACUUCACUGCUUACUUGAUGCGAUGGUUUCUUGGCGCAAGAGAUUCCGGAGAUUGGCAAUCUAUCUUACAAAGCUUACUAAUGUUGACUACUUGAUUUGCGAGUAGUCUUCACACAAUGUUUGGUUUGUGCUGUGUUGUCGGCAUACACAAGUAGCUGAUCUCAUUAUGUCCCUUGCUCGUGUAGAGGUUUAAUGAGGCCAGAGGUUUUAUACUUUUGUUGGGUUUUUCUUGUUACAUUGAACUUAAGAAAUUAGGUUUUGGUGUUGUGCUGAGAACGUUAUCCCCGGAAUUCUAACAGAAAAUUGUCUCGUAGUCAUAAACAUAUUCUUCAUGUAACGCAAUAAGGUCUUCUUUUGCUUUUAUCAUUUGGCUGGUAUAUUAUAGCUGUUGUGCCAUCUCUAAUAAAGAGAGUCGCAAAUGUAAUUGUUCAGCUUCAUAAGAAAGAUGUAGGAGGAAUUUAGCAUAGUGUAUUUUUAAAAUUUCUGUUACUGGUAUAAACAAUUCAUCUUUGUAAUAUUUUCGUGUACCAAUGAGACAUCUACUUGUAUUCUGACUGUCUGAAACACUGUAUCAGUGUCUUCUUUCUUGUGUCAA